This is a messenger RNA of Paramecium octaurelia, 912 nucleotides long. The record is from the annotation of a GenBank genome assembly. Lineage: Eukaryota; Ciliophora; Oligohymenophorea; Peniculida; Parameciidae.
AUGAAUUAAAACAAUUUAAAAGCAAGUCUGGCCAUUUCAAACUCUGGUUUUGACUAUUGUUUGUCAUAAGAUGAGAAACUGUUGUACAUUAUCUCAACCGAUCAAUUAAUUACCUAUGAAAUAUUAACUGAGAAAUAAAACAUUAUAGCACAAUUAGAGGAUAUGAACUUAAGUCAUCCUAAAAUUUGUGUAUCAUCAAACAAUUCAAUUUGUUGCGUGAGUGCAUAAGCAAUAAUAAAGGGGUAAGUUAGUUUUGUUCUACUUAAAUUCGAUGUAGAGAAGAAAGUACUUUCGGAAACUUAUAUAAAUUAUCAUUUAAUGUAAGUUGAAAUGCUAGAGUUUUUACAGAAUUCUUAAAUGUUAAUUAGUUUAAGCAUUGAUACAACAAUCAAAAUUUUUGACUUUGCCCUUUAAAAACCAAAGACUAUUUUAACAAGAUGUAAAUACAGGGCACUUUAUUGUAAGUUAAUGUAGAAUUAGAACAGAUUAUUUAUCAUUGAUAAUUUAAGUAAAGUACAGUUACUUGAUGUAAAUACUGAAAAACUGAUAAAAGGUUUCUAGCUAAGAUCAGGUAAUUUUCGUAAGGCCAAACUUGAAAAAAAUGGCAUAAUGGCUUUGAUUGCCAAAUCUUAAAAAUGCUUCUUGUAUAAUUUACCAAAACAAAAACUUAUUAGAAAGUACGAGAUAAGUGAUGAUUUCAAAUAAUUAAUAUUACUCACUGACUAUUUGAUUUUUUAAGAUGAUGGCUUAAUUAUACUAGUAAAUGUUGCCACUGGCAAAUAAAAGUAAAUAAAUUUAAAAGACAUUCAAAAUAUUAACCAUUUGACUUUUUAUCAAAACUUAAACAAAUUAAUCAUUGGCGAUAGAGAUUAAAUACACUUCUUUGAUAAGAUAUACUUUUAGGAAUAAUGA